This is a messenger RNA of Saccharomyces eubayanus, 420 nucleotides long. It is a transcript of the gene SNA4, whose product is annotated as Sna4p. Gene Ontology annotation, cellular component: membrane. The transcript has a single exon. The coding region runs from base 1 to 420 and encodes 139 amino acids. NCBI's taxonomy places the organism in Eukaryota, Fungi, Ascomycota, Saccharomycetes, Saccharomycetales, Saccharomycetaceae. The record is from RefSeq and is a predicted model, not a curated record.
AUGUGUUGCUACUGUCUUUGCUGCACAGUGUCCGACUUCAUACUAUAUGUCAUUGCGCUUUUCUUCCCUCCCAUCGCAGUCCUAUUUCGUUCCGGUCUGUUCUCAUCUGAUUUCCUACUGAAUGUACUGUUGACGCUACUGGGGUUCUUGCCCGGUAUGCUGCACGCAUUCUACUACAUCACGAUUACAAGCCCCAUAAGGAACGCCGACUACGUCUACUAUUACCAACAAGGCUGGGUGGAUAGCGAAAGGAACGAACCCUCGAGCCGUCCUCAAACCACCGACGCCUCCCAGCACCGCCAUCAGCAGGGAAGCUCCACUAGAGACGUUUAUCCAAAUAUCCAAACUCCUCUGCUGCAAGCCGCACCUCACGAUAACAAACAGUCUACUGUGGAAUCUCCCCCUCCGUAUAUACCAUGA